Molecule: messenger RNA, 796 nt
Organism: Ooceraea biroi (clonal raider ant)
Lineage: Eukaryota; Metazoa; Arthropoda; Insecta; Hymenoptera; Formicidae
Product: neuropeptide-like protein 31
Source: RefSeq, a predicted model, not a curated record
AACGUGUUGCGGAAACGGCGGGCAGUGGUAUACGACAACGACAGAUGAGAAAAAUUAAUCGGUGCAACUGUUAACGAGAUAGUUCAUAGAUCGACUAGAGGCUGCUGCCACAGCUGGACCACACCUGUAAUCGCGACAGGAUGGCGUGUCUGAAGAUCUACUUUGUUCUGCUCUUGGCCGUUGUAAUUGGUGUGGCAGUUGCAAAACCAGGAUAUUUAUACGGAGGCUACGGCUACUAUCCAUACUCUUAUGGUUAUAAGUAUCCGUUUUAUGGAGGCUACGGCCAUGGAUACGGACACGGAUAUGGAGGAUACGGGCAUGGAUAUGGUCAUGGCUAUGGAUUUGGAUAUCCGUUCGGCUACGGCUAUGGUGGUCAUUAUGGUCACGGCUAUUAUUAAGGCGAACACAAAACAACGAGCUUCUCUUUGAUUUCCUGCAACAGCAUCCAAUGAGUGAACCUAGUUCGAAGACGAUCUGCGUCGAUUUCUCUUAAUUACGUGUCGUUUUUGUCGCCCAAGCCGAACCGACGCUUCGAAAAAACAUUUCUGUCCACGCGCGCACACACAUGUUACACCCGUGUAAAAUCGUACACGCAAAUAAUAAUAACCUGUAACAAAAUCCUAAGAAAAGGACAAACCUUCUUAAAAAUAUUGCAAUAUCUCAAUUACGUUAUGAGAUAUUCAAAUAUCGCGAAUAUAUCAAAUAUAUUAUCAAAUAGAUACAUGAAAGAAAAUAAAAUCUCUGUAUUACCUGUGCAUAAAUAGCAACGACUGAUCAAUAAUUAUUAUUAUCGCAA